AUGCCCGUAAGAAAUCCCUUAGUUCAAGAUACAAGAUGGCAAGCCUCCUUUAUGCUUUAGGGCGAUUAGUAGGCGCUUCCUUCAGGGGAGGGAAACGCUGCUAUUGCAACAGCAGAGGAAACCAUUCAUUUUUUAUUUUUUUUAAAGAUUUUUAUUGAUACAGCAAGGGGAAAAAACAAAAACACAAAUACCAAAUUACACACAGGAAUAACCAUAGACACAUAAUUUUCUUGGCAAACAAUAAAACAUAUAUUGGUCUUAACACUAAAGACCCGACCUCCUGUCUAUUCCAUAUUUUGAUUUGAUAUUACUUUUAUCCAAUACACACUUUUAUCAUAAUUAAACUUUUUCUUAAUAUAUCUAAUUUAUUAUAUCUACCUUGCAACUAUUACUGAAGUUCCCCGAAUGCUGCAACAGAAUUUAAACUACUAUAUUUAUUUUUCAGAUAUUCUUUGAAAACCUCCCAUUUUGAAACAAAUUCCUGUUUUGAUUUAUUCUUUAUUUUUUCUGAUAGACCAUCUAAUUCGGCAUAUUCUGUCAGCUUUUGGUUCCAAUCUUGUAUAGAGGGGAUUUCAUUACUCUUCCAUUUUGCCGCGAUCAGAACUCUUGCUACUGCGGUCAUACCCUUCCUCUUUUGCGGAAUAUCCGAAUCUGUUAUUCCCAGGAGGUAGGCCUCUGGUUUUUUAUUGAAAGAGAUCUUUAGCAUUUUUUGCAGUUCUGCAGGGAUACUCUCCCAGAAUAUCUGUAUUUUCCAGAGGAAACCAUUCCAAGCGUCACGUCGUCAGCUGAUCCUCAGAGUGUGCGCCCAACCAGCACCAGCGGACUACAAUUCCCAGCAGCCCUUUCGCGACCCAGCCACGCACCGCCCCCCCCAAAAGUUUGAAGCCGGGAGGAAGGGUGUGCGCGAUGGGCUAGUUCCCGCGCGGAUGCUCGGUUCGAGAGCGCGAGGAGGCAUUCGCGGGGCUGCCUCUCGUCUGCCGAGGAUCUCCGAAGUGCCUGCCCUCUUCCUCCAAGUCGCUUGCCUGGGCAUGCCCGGGCGUGCAAGGUAGGCGUCGCCGGCGUCAUCGCGUGAUGAGCAUUGCGCGCACUGGGGCUGCCCCUCGGUAAGCCGCCCCUCCUGCUGCCUCUCUGGCCUGUUCCCUCUUCCAAAUCGUCUCUUCCCCACACUUGCACCGUCGCGCUUCUGUUUGGGAACGGCUUUCGUUGCAUUGAAUGGAGGCCUUUUGCAUAGCCACCCACCCUAGUACCGCGGUUCUUUUGGUGAGCCCUCGCGGGUAAGAAAAUGCUAGUCCCGAAAACGUGGUGUUUUUCUGUCUAACCGUUUCCUUGGUUCGCUGAUAUCCUUGCUACUCUGAUAACUCCCCACUUGGAGCUUUUCCUUGGGUCACCGUUGCUACUCCCCACCCCCCAGUCAGAUAAUGUAUUUUUUUUAGGGUCCCCUCUAGAUGUCCUUUUCUAAAUGGCACGUUCGUGGUUUGUGCUUCCUGGUGCAUGUUUCUUCCCGCGCUGUGCCAUAGAUGAGCCCGUUUUUAGUACUGUUCGCGCAUGCAAAGGUUUCGUGGUGGUCUGCUUCACGUGCAAUCGGUGCAUAUAUCCUGUACUGUUCAGAUGUGUUUUAUUUGCAUCUAGUCUUCAGACCCUACUGCAAAGCGAAUGUUUGACUUCAGUAGAAGUUUAAUUCUUGAGUUAAAGAUAAGUUACAUCAUAAACAAGCUUACAAUGCUAAAAUUGCUUGUUGGAUCAUAGCGUGGCCCUUUUAAAAGGUCGAGGAAAACUUCCUUUAACAAAUACUAAAAUGCAAUGCUAACAUGAAUAUAUCUGAAUAAAACUAUGUAAAACCUAACUGAAUGGAAAUGUAACACAAACAUAAAAUUCUGUAUCUCCACAAUUCUACGGCACAGCAUGCCCUUUUAUCAAUUUUAUCCUCAUGAGUUACUGCAUACAAUGGUCAAGACUGCACAUUUUAUAUGUUCUCAACCCAGUAGAUAAGUUGUAGACUCAUGGGCAGGCCUCUCCCUAAAAUUUGUACUAAGUAUUGUCCUCAAUAUGCAGUAUAUAAGGUACAUAAUUUGUGAGAUCUUCAACCUGGUUUAAACCACAGGGACAGGUGUUUUCAGAGUAUGGCAUAUUUCUGAACCUUCCUAAAACAGCUGAAGGCAUUAGGUUUAAUUGGACUCCAGUAAAGGCCAUCCUCUCUCUCUGUUUCUGCAAAUCCUUAAAAUAGCAAGGUAGUACAGAAAGCAUGUAUAGAAGAUUCUUAUACAAUGGUGCAAUUUCAGAGAUUGAGGCAGUUGCUCUGUUCAUCUGAAGAGAGAUACCAAUCUGUUUAAAACAUUUUACAAAUAGAAUAGAGUCAGAAAGGACCACUGGGGUCAUCUAAUCCAACCCUGCAAUGCAGGAAUGUUUUGCCCAAUGUAGGGCUCGAACCCACUACUCUGAGAAUAAGAGUCUCAUGCUAGUUGAGAAAAGCCUAAUGUCGCCCAUAGGAAUGAAACUAAUCCCGUCUGCUUAGCAAACUCUACAAGGAAGGUGUGUCCCGUUUUCUGUUUGAGAAAGUGGCACCACCAAAUAUCUGAAACAGAGUACUGUACAGUACUUGCUCAAUUUUCACCUCAUCUAACGCCUGUAUGUUUGGUCAAUCAGUUUGGUCUUUUGAUAGGCUGCAAGUCUUCAUUUUUACAGUAAUUACCAAAAGGCUGAAGGAGACAUGACCCAAUCAGGGUUAAAGACAUCAGUAUUGUGUCCCCUGUGUAUAGAAGGGAUGUCAUAUUUUUUAUCAUGUAUAUUUUUUCCAGAGGCAACAGUGAGAGCCAGACAGUUGUGCAACCACAUCAUUUCUAUAUAAGUUGAACAGCAGAGAUGCCAGGAUGCAUCAUUGAUGGAUACCCUUUGUGGCUUUGAUAAAAUCAGAGUUCCCCAUGGACAUCAUCCAGACUUUUUAAAUGAAAUGUUGAUAUAGAGAGCCUGUAUACAAUAUAGAAGAUGUUUAUUAGCUGCCUCUCAAUUCCCCCCCCCCCAAAAAAUGGUAUAAUAUCAAAGGCAUACCUGAGAUUGAGAAAAGUUACAUACAAAGUUUGAGAGCUAUUUACAGUAUAUUUUUUUGUACAAGGUGAUUUAAAAGGAGGCAGUGAUCAUUUAUGGCUUUCACAGCUUGAAAACCUGCUUAUUCAUAAGCUUGUAUAUUAUUGGUUACUACCCAAUCCUCUAACUCAUCUAAGAGAGAUCUAGCAGAGAUUUUCCCAAUCACAUCAAGUAAAUUAAUUGCAACCUGUUGGAUUUUGUCUUCCACCAUUUUUGUGGGUGGGCGGGGGAGUAUAUAAGGACUAUUCAGUUGGAACCUUCCCAGAAGUAUCAAUGUAGAUAAAGGGUGAGGCCAAUAUUUGUGUUGGAUGAGAUAAAAAAUUCCCUUAGAGUUGUGUUUAUUUUAGUUUGUGCAAGUAAUUGACUAUAUUUCAUUCCUUGUCCCAGGUGGCCAUUUGGCAACAGGUUCUAAUGGUAGACAGGAUGGGUCAACUCAUUCAGAAUAAAAUCCUCUCCUAUAGUUUUUAUGACACUCAAAUUUUGAAAAAGAGCUACCUUCCAUAUUAGACACCAAUAUGAGCAAUAUAGAAUACAAUUAAGAAAGUAACCCUUUCCCCCCUCUAUCGAUUGUGUUUAAUAAAUUUUUCAGAUUAUGUUAAGGGUCUCAGAAUUUGUUUUUCCAUGUUCUUUAAUAAUAAAACUGAAUUUGAUUAAAAUAAACCAGUUUGUGUUAAGAUUCAACAAAGUUAAUUUUAUUUGGUUAACAAUCCAGAUUAUUGUUGACUUCUUUUUCCCCAUGUUGAAAAUUUAAGAUAGUUCCUUUCCAUUAUUCCUUUUCUGGAGUAUACUGGGUUACUUCUCUGCCUCCUGGGGCCCAAAACUUUUCGCUGCAGGGCAAGAGCCCUUUGGUUCACAUCUUUGGCCAUGUAACUGGCUUUUGAAGUUACUGGGAGGGGAGCGUAAAUUAAGGACCCCAGGAAUCUCAGGUGGAUCACAGAUUCCCAGCACGCUUCUCACCCAGCCAAUUCUAGAAUAGCUGCACUAUAGUCCCUCUGAACACAAAUAAUGUUAAUUCUUUGGGGAAGCAUUACAGAACAACUAACAAAGCAGAAUAAAUCCACCACUAAUGCAGUAUUAUUCUUUCAAGAACAUGUUGCAAAAUACGCCUUUAAUCUUCAAAAUCAAAAUAUGUUUGCAGUGUUUUCUUAGUGUAGCUUGUUGCCCUUUGUUAUGAUAAUUAGAGACUUUGGUAAUUAGGUAGCAUAUAACUAACUUCUCGUGUGUGUGUGUGUGUGUGUGUGGAAAGCAUGGCCUCCCUGGGGCUGUCCCUGAAUAAGUUUGGCCCAACUCAUAGUCAUGGACAUGCCUUUGACCUGGUGUUCAUCUCUAGUGACGUGAGUGAUCUGACACUAAGUAAAAGUGAAACAAAAGAAGUGCCAUGGUCAGAUGACUUCCUGGUGCAACUGGACUUCUCCACGACCCUUCCCCUCUGCAGGGAGGUGGGACCAAUUCGGAUGGUCCGCCCCCGCCACUUAAUGGAUCCAAAUGGUUUCCAGAGAGUGGUAGGGGAUGCUUUAUCCCAUGUUGAUGGCCUUUCAGCUGAUUCCCUGGUGGCCCGCUGGAAUGCGGAGUUAACCAGGGCUAUCGACUGUCUGGCUCCGAAGCGCCCUCCGAUUGCAUGGAGCGCGGACAGCCCCCCGUGUUUUUCUUCGGAGCUGAGGGCGAUGAAACAAUCGCUGAGACAGCUAGAGCGUCGGUGGCAGAAAACUCACUCCGAAUCUGACCGGACACAGGUUAGAGCUCAACGUCGAGCCUACCAAGUGGCGAUAGCGACGGCAAAGAAGACUUUCUUCACCGCCUCUAUUGCAUCUGCAGAAAAUAGUAGCAGGUGACUCUUUCAGGUGGUUCGCAAUUUAACGGAACCACCUUUACUGUCGGGGCCUUGUAAAGACCCCAAGAUCUCCUGCAACGAUUUUGCAAAGUUUUUUGCAGAUAAAAUCACUCAUAUUCGGAAGGAGCUAGACACCACCAUGGGAGCAGGGCCGGGGCGGGAGAGUGAUAGAGCUCUGUCUGGUCAAGUUGCAUGGAAUCAAUUUCAAUCCGUUACCCCCCGAGGAUGUGGACAGGCUGCUUGGACGCGUGAAACCAACCACCUGUCUCCUUGAUCCUUGCCCAUCCUGGCUAAUAAAAGCAAGCCGGGAAGGGCUGGGCGAUGGGCUCUGCGGGGUGGUGAAUGCUUGCCUCUGUGAGGGAACAUUCCCAGAUCCGCUGAAAGAGGUGGUCAUUAAACCGCUUCUUAAAAAACCAUCUUUAGACCCGGCCAGUAUGGCCAACUAUCGCCCAGUCUCAAAUCUUCCAUUCUUGGGCGUGGUUGCUGAACAACUCCAGGCACGCCUGGAGGAUGCGGACCAUUUGAAUCCCUUCCAAUCGGGAUUCAGGCCUCAUCAUGGGACUGAAACUGCCUUGGUCGCGCUGGUUGAUGAUCUCCGGCGAGCUAGGGACAAAGGUGAGAGUUGUUUCCUAGUUCUGCUGGAUCUCUCAGCGGCCUUUGAUACAAUCGACCAUAACAUCCUUCUGGACCGUCUUGAGGAGCUGGGACCUGGGGGCACUGUUAUACAGUGGUUUCACUCCUUCCUCCUGGGCCGUGUUCAGAAAGUGGUGGUGGGGGAUGAGUGUUCAGACCCCUGGCCUCUCACUUGUGGGGUGCCUCAGGGUUCCGUCCUCUCCCCCAUGCUUUUUAACAUCUAUAUGAAGCCGCUGGGAGAGAUCAUCAGGGGGGUUGGACUGGGUGUCCAUCAAUAUGCAGAUGAUACCCAGCUCUACCUCUCUUUUAAAUCAGAACCAGUGAAGGUGGUGAAGGUCCUGUGUGAGUGCCUGGGGGCGGUUGGAGGAUGGAUGGCGGCUAAUGGAUUGAAGUUGAAUCCUGAUAAGACAGAAGUACUGUUUUUGGGGGACAGGGGGCGGGCUGGUGUGGAGGACUCCCUGGUCCUGAAUAGGGUAACUGUGCCCCUGAAGGACCAGGUGCGCAGCCUGGGAGUCAUUUUGGACUCACAGCUGUCCAUGGAGGCGCAGGUCAAUUCUGUAUCCAGGGCAGCUGUCUACCAACUCCACCUGGUACGCAGGCUGAGACCCUACCUGCCCGCGGACUGUCUCGCCAGAGUGGUGCAUGCUCUAGUUAUCUCCCGCUUGGACUACUGCAAUGCGCUCUACGUGGGGCUACCUUCGAAGGUGACCCGGAAACUACAACUAAUCCAGAAUGCAGCAGCUAGACUGGUGACUGGGGGCGGCUGCCGAGACCACAUAACACCAGUCUUGAAAGACCUACAUUGGCUCCCAGUACGUUUCCGAGCACAAUUCAAAGUGCUUGUGUUGACCUUUAAAGCCCUAAACGGCCUCGGCCCAGUAUACCUGAAGGAGCAUCUCCACCCCCAUUGUUCUGCCCGGAUGCUGAGGUCCAGCGCCGAGGGCCUUCUGGCGGUUCCCUCAUUGCGAGAAGCAAAGCUGCAGGGAACCAGGCAGAGGGCCUUCUCGGUAGUGGCGCCCGCCCUGUGGAACACCCUCCCAUCAGAUGUCAAAGCGAUAAAUAACUACCUGACAUUCAGAAGACAUCUUAAGGCAGCCCUGUUCAGGGAAGUUUUUAAUCUGUGAUAUUUUAGUGUAUUUUUGGUUUCUAUGGAAGCCGCCCAGAGUGGCUGGGGAAACCCAGCCAGAUGGGCGGGGUACAAAUAAUAAAUUAUUAUUAUUAUUAUUAUUAUUAUUAUUAUUAUUAUUUUAUUUUAUUUUAGUUAUCUGCUCAUAAUACAGUCUAUUGAUAUAAAGCAAAAUAUUGAUAUCAAACCUUUUAAUAAAUUAUUAGUACUCUGUUUCUUAGUAUCAUGUAUAUGAGAUACUCUACAGUCACUAUUAAUAAUAAAGUGUCAAAGAGAUCGGUCUGAAUUAUUGCAUCGUUAUGCAAAUUGCUGACAUGUAAAGGUGUUCUCCUUUCCCUUCCCUUUUCAGAUAAUGGAGUGUCUUGUGUCUUCUAAAAGAGCUGAGAAUGCAUCGUCUGAACAAGAGGAAAGUGAAGAUGAGGUUGAGUUUGUUGGGGUAUGUAAACAGUAUCAAUCAAUCAUUUCUUGUGUUUGACUAAAAGCCAUUACAAACCUAGUUACAAAACCGGCCUAUAAACAAUAUCUAUUUUAAAUCUAAGCAACACCAUAGUUCCCUCUAAUAGCAAACCUGGGCAGUUGAGUACCUAUAAGUAUGGAAACUAAACAGAUAGUGGUUUCUAGAGACACAGGCAACUCCUUGGAUGUGCAUUGUAUAAGCUUGUAAAUUAAAAUACUUUUUUUCAACCCUUGAAAUGCCCAACAAGGAGAUAAGGAAUGCUUAUUGAACUCAUAGAGAGAAGAGGGAAAUAGUGUAAAGAAACAUCAGGCAGACAGAAGAAGUUGUUCAGUUAAAUCCAUAACUCAAAGCAGUUGAGAUAAUGGCCUGGUUUUCACAUCAAGACAAGUCAAACUAUGGCUUAUUGGGACCAUGCAAAUGUUUCCAGCCCACAAUAUCUGGAGAGCACAUUGUUGGUUACCCCAACCUGAUCCUGGAGAGCUAUGUCUGAAAAGUGGUCUAUAAUUAGUAAAUAUGUAAAAUAAUGAAUCAAAAUGUGCUGUGAUACCUUCCAUGAAGAAUGAUAUUGUGAGGGAAACCAAUGUAGCCCCAGGCAUUGGCCAAAGCAGCAGAGAACUUGCUUGCCUCCUCCCUACCAGGCAGAACACUCUGCUCCAACUGUCAGUUGCCUGGGACUGCAGAGUACAAGCAAACCAAAGAACAGGCUGGCCUUUAACACCGGCCAGAGGGCUGCUAGGUAUGGUGAUAUAAGGCUUUUAUCUGUUCUGAAUUGUCUUGGAAAUAAUUUGAUAGGUAGGGUGUGAAUCUUUAAAAUAAAGUACAAAGGAUUUGAAACUAAACUUUUUUUUAGCACACUGUCCACAUAUCCGAGGAAUGUGGGGAAAAAUGAGCUGUCCUUAUAAAUCUGUUUCAUGUGUCUCGUUUUAUAGUUAACCUGAAUUAUGUGGCAGUGCAUUCAGAUUCCUUCAGUGCCCAAAUACAGAUAAAUUUAUUUUUGUGACCCAUGUCCAUAUGUGUUGUUUUUUUCCAUUAGGAAAACAUGAGGAAUUCUGAAAAAGUGGGUGACAUGUGUUCCUUCUUGUACAAAGGCUAAGCAAUUUAUAAAGUUCCCUUCUGUUAGUACUUUAAUUUUAAGUUUUUAUUUUGCUUUCCCCUGCUUAAAUCUGUGUAGCAACCUUGUGAGAUGCACUAGGGCUUAGAUAGUGACUGGUCUAAGAUCACCCGGGGAGCUUAGUUAUUAAGUGGGAAUUUUAACCUGGGUCUCCCCAGUCAUAGUCCAGAUCUGUUACACCAAAUUGGCUCUUCAUGUAAAAAGCCACGGUGGGAAGGCUUACCGGUGAGAACCAUUACUGUUAGGAGUUCAGCCUACACUCUAGUAGGACCCUGGCCGAGACACAUGCCCGACUGGCAUGUUCCCUCCCUCCUAGUCGAUCGUUCAGGAGCUUCAUAAGCUUUCUUCAGCCCAAACUUCACAGCAACCGAUGCCAACAGACAUCGGCACACUUAAGGAUCCGCAGAGUUUGCGCAACUUGUGUAACAGACCUCAGCAACUCAGCAUUUUUGCUAAUCUACUUUAUUUACAUAUAAACACACACAGAUCACUGCAGCAUGAUUCCCUCUCUCUCUAGCAUCAAACAGCAAAAAGAACAAAGGACAAUAGUCCCACUUCACGGAACACAGUAACACAAACAUCCUGCCUUUGUCACUUCCCACUCUGUGGAGUCAAAACAUAUAGACAACAAUCACAUAACUGCAAUUACGGAGCAGGAAUUCUAACAAUUACAUGAAAAUAAUUUAUCUCUCUUGGUGGUUCAGCCUCCCCCCUGCCCAAAGCAAAAAUGUUAAUGUUGGUGGAAGUGUUGGUUAAGUUGUUCUGUGUUCUGUAUGACACACUUCAGUUUGACUAGCUGAACACUAGCCAUCACGUAAUGGAUCACCUGGGGUGAAUGGUUAUCUGUAAAGGCAUAUAAUUAAUAAAUGUCAUUUGCCCCCUUCCUUCCUUCCUUCCUUCCCUCUUUUGUUUUCCCCACUGCCUGUUUUGAAUUGGCAGUUCCUAGGCAGUUGCCUGGGUCCUUCUCUGAAGGUGGGCUUCCAUCAACAGAAGAGCUUUACUGGAUUGUUGGAUGUUUCGUCACCGUCUGUUAGUAGGCAGUCUGUUUUAGAGCUGGACUUCAUUCAACUGUGUAUGGCAACAAAUGAUAAUCUGAAUUGGGCAAGAAUGAUAAUAAUACUUAUAAAGGCAAUGCUUCUGAAUAUACAAUCAAUUUGUUGUGUUCCUAGAUCUUGUAACUUUUGCAGACACAUGUAGAAAGGCCGGGGGGGGGGCACUGUUAAGGUAAACACAUUAUCUUCAGUGGGUCUGGCUGUUAACCAGAAGGUUGGUGGUUCAAGCCCAUCCAGGGAUAACUGUGGGCACAAUUCCUGCAUUGCAGUGGGUUGGACUAGAUGACCCUCUGGAUCCCUUCCACAUUAUAAUUCUGUGAUUCUGUGUUUUCUCUUCCAUAGGAAGCUGUGUUGAGACCAGUCUUGGACUGCAUUGAACUUAGCAGCGGUGACGAAGACGGUAGCAGUUCUUCUAAUGUGAGUGUUCCCUACCGUUUAAAAUUGUUGGACAAGAGUUUUCUUUGGAAUUACUCCAUUCUGUCUGUCUAAGUUUGUAUCACUUGAAGGGGAGUACACAUGGUUCAAAUAUAUUCUUAUUUUAUCUAUAAAAAGAGCUCUUGAGAUGAUUUUAUUUUUCUUUACCUGUUAUAUUUGUAUAUUGCACAUCUAACCAAUUCUCUGGGGAGUUUACAGAAGCAAUAAAACACAAACUAAAACUUGAAGUAAAAACACUAAAAGCUAAAUAACUUACAAAAGCAGAAAGCCCAACAACACAAAAAAACAACCCCUCUAUGUAAGAUCAGAAUGGAACACAACAGCUAAAACAAUUAAAACCAGCAUAAACCACAGCAAGGAAAAAAACUGAUGUAAAAACUGAAGCAUCCAGUAGAUUGCGAUAAGAAGGCUUGAGACAACAUGGAAAUCUACCUGGUGCAUAAAUUAUCAUAGACAACCCAGAUAAGGUUGUCUGGGAAGGUAUUCUGUAAGCAGCGGGCCGUCUCCAAAAAGACUUUCUUGCUGGUAGCUAGCUGCUCACCUGGAAGAUUUGAAGCGAAGGCUUGGAAAAAAUGUUCCUUUAUCACCACUGCAAAUAUUUUAUAUGUCUGUUUCGUAUCCAAUUGUUAAACAGUAUUUAAAUUCAAGCUGCAGAUCCUGAGGAAACUAAGAGCAGAUUCGUGCAUUCUCUGUGCUUUUUGUUUUUAUACAUUUAUUCCAUGUGGGUCUUUGAUGGCUUAUAUUGAACCCUUGUGAAUGGGUUUUUAUCCUUGUGAAUGUUUUUAUCCUUGGCAACCUUUUGCUAAAGAAUUAUUCUCCCCUCCCCCCGGUACAUUGUUUGGGGGUUUUCCAGACCCCUGGAACCAACUAGGGGUGAGCAAGUAGAAAGUCUACACUUUCUACUGACAGGACUCAUUAGCUGAAUCCCAACCAUGAUGCCUAAUUCAGUACUUAACCUAUGCCAGUAGGGUCACCGGCAACUGGUGUUGUGAAGUACACUUAGUGGCUGUUGUUAAAUCAGGCUCAUCCCUCAAACACUAACAAUGCUGUGCAAUUUACAUUGCAUCGUACUUGAGCCUCCUGACACAUAGCGACUAAGUUGAAUAUGACAUCCUCAACCUCCUCAACAUCUGAGGGAACAAAGCAUUAAGCAAUAGCUUUUGUGAGGUAAUGGUGUCAUCUGCCUAAGAGUAAAACCUCAGAAGCUGGGGAAGCCCAAGUAAAGAAGGGCUGAAGGAAAACAGCGGGCUUUCUUCAGAUGGCAGAUGUAAGUUUCUGAGAGACAGAUGAUCACUUUGAGAAUUUAUUAGGCUGGGCCUGGAUCAGAUAGAUUUAUUCUGACUAAAGAAAAACUGAGGAGGGAACUGGAUAUUUAUGCCCAGUGUGUUAUUAAUACCUUUCAGAGGAAGGGAGCCAGUGUCUUGAGUUGGUGUAAAAGGCUGUCCUCUGCAAAGGUCUUACCAGAAGAUCACGACUCGUGUGGAUUUUAAUAGUUGGUUAAACUGUCCAAGCAGCCAAGAAUACAACCAGAGGAGUUUUAGGGAUUGUCCCCAGUUGUGAGAGCAUUUGGCUGGGGUGGAAGUUUAGGCAAUUUGGCCUGAGGUUAAAGCCAAUUAGAAGCGGAUGUCAGCAAAGGUGUUUGUUGAAUCUUCAGAAAUUGUCAACAAACACUAAAUUCCCAAUCUCUCUCUCUCUCUCUCUCUCUCUCUCUCUCUCUCUCUGUGUGUGUGUGUGUGUGUACACACUCUUUAAUAAAUCAGCUGUCUUAAUUAAAUGGUCAUACUGUCUUUAAUGUUUGCAUCCAUCUUACACCUAAACCGACUAUAACAGCUGCUAGGAGGUUUUUGAAAGCAUUGUGAGUUAAUUAAUGGCAUCUGAAAGUUAAAGAAGCAUAGAUACCUUAAACCUGUGUUUGUAUAAACCUCACUUUGUAUAGAGGUUGAAGAAACCAGUAUCCCUGACAGGUGCCAUGUGAACAGUACAGAACACAGCAUAUAAAUACUUUUUUAAAAAGAGUGUAAUGAGAGUUGUUUUUUAAAAAAUAAUAAUAUCUGAACCCAUUUUUGCGUCUGUUAGAAGAUGGUGUAGCAAUGGUCUUAAAGUAUGCAUCCUCUUACUUAGGUGUUUGAAGAGUUCUCUUGACUGGUGUCUAGAAAAUGCCUCGGAUGCUUUUAAGCAUGCAUUUUCCCCAAGACUUUUAUCCCAAGUUCCAAAUGGUGGCAGACGAAAUAAUUGCCCCCAUCCCCAGCCCUUUGUAGUGGAUGAUAAGAUGUUGCUAUUGAAUUGUCUGGCAAUUUGUGGCAGAUGGUAAUAUGGGAGAACUUCUCUUCAUUUGUAGGUAAAUGCAAAACGCAAAGACUACAUCGAUUAUCAGAAGGAAAAGGUUGCUUCCACACUAGACCGCUUGGCACGUCAUGUAGAGGUAGAGAAACAACUGAAAGAAGAGAAAAAUAAAGCUUUCAAGGUAUGAUUUUUAUUUUUACAAAAAACAAUGAGGGAUUAUCAUCCAGGUUUUAAACCACUGUUUGGCUUCAGCUGUUAUUUCCAAAGCAGAGCUUGUUUGUUUUUAAAAAAAGAUUAAAUGGCCUAUGUUGGAUAAUGUUUCCAGCUAGAUUUUUCUCUUCUGGUUCCAAAAUAUCUUGGUAAGCACCCUCCCUCAUUAAUCCUUGAACCUGGUUUCAUGCUGCCAUUGUGUCCAGUCUAGAACAUUGUGUCCACCGGUACUCAUUAGUCCUUCCCAUGAGUUCAGCCUCUCAGUAACUACUGUACAUUUGUUUAUGUAGUACAUUGCCAGGUUGUGCUCUUCCACAUUUCCCUCAGUGCUCUACUCUUUCUGAAACUUUAUAGUUACUUGGAUCAGUUGCUGUUUUUUAUUAUUUUAAUGACCACAUGCUAUGGUUCAUGUGCGGUCGUGAUGGCUGUGGCAGAAAGCGCUAAUGAGGGUGGACCUUGUGGUCCUGUUUUCCAGCAUUUCCUCUGCACCUAUGAAGCCUGAGGCUUUAAAGAUGGGAAGUUGGCAUGCUUAGGAAUAUAUGACUGUAUCCGUUUGCCUCGGGUAAAUCUGUCCAUGUUUUUUUGCUGUUAAUCAUUGUGGUAAAUAUAGCAUGCAGGCUUCCUAGCCUGUUAAGGUAGCCUUUUCCAAAUGACUUUUUGUUCUAGGGUCAGGUUCUGGCAAACAAGUGUUGACCCCUCUCUAAAAUUCAGCCAGCACAGGCUAUUGGGGAUUCUGAAAAUAGAUAGUGGUUAUAAUACGUAAAACUACUCAUCUCACAAAUAACUGCAGAGACCAAAGAAGUAGUUCAGUUCAGUUCAAUUUAGUUUACUGUGUUUUAGCAAACAGCCAUUACACUAAUAAUAAUAAUAAUAAUAAUAAUAAUAAUAAUGCUACUAUUCCCCAACCUUUCGAGGACAAAUUAUUUCCCAUGCCCUCCUUCAAAUUUUGUUACAGGAGUUUGUAGAGCCUUAGUAAGAAAUGUGGGUGUUCUGAAGGAUAUAUGCUUCUUUACAUCAGAAAAAAGAAAACAGGUCUUUGCAAGAGAUGGCCUUCCCUUCUGUGAUCUUAACAAUGGGUGGAUGUAGUUGUUUCUAAGAUUGUUAUAAAAAGAGCAUCCAAGGAGUACAAAACAUAUACCAUAGUUUUCCAUGUAUAAGAUGAGGGUUUUUAUAUUAUUAUUAUUUAAAAAAAAAUGUUCCAAAUUGGGGGUUGUCUUAUACACGGAUAGUGCAGAGGGGGGACGAGCGUUUGAUUGCAGCCACGAGCAGGAGAUUGUAAGCGGUGAUUUGGAGGGUGAUUGGUGGCUGCGUCAAGGGCUGCUGUUGAUUGGCUGCCGCUGCAUCAAUAUGGCGGGCAAUCGGCAGCGAGCAGGCAGACAAUUGUUGGCUUUGUCGACGUGUGUGACUGGCAGCGUUGGUCAGGCGGGUGAGCGAUUAUCACAACCCCCCCCCCCAAAAAAGAAAGCUCAACAACUGUGGGCAACCCCCCCCCAAUUUUCUUAAUUUGGAUUCCCCCCAAAAUAGGGUUGUCUUAUACACGGGGGCGUGUUAUACACAGAAAAAUACAGUACCUUGUUGAGGAACUGGCAACGCUGUAGUUCAGUGGUGGAUCUGCUUUCCAUGCAGAAAGUGCCAGAUACAGUCUUAGGCAUCUCUAGGUGGGGCUGAGAGAGGCACCUUGUCUGAAACUUUGGAGAGCCGCUGCCAGUCAGUACAGCGAAUGCUUUGAGCUUGUAUGUGUAUAUAUGCUUUUCGUAUUGGCGGUAAAUCAGUGCAACUAAUUGCACACGCUGUCUUCCGGCUGCUGGUACCAUUAGGAAAAACUGGAUUUGCAACAUGCUCACGGACUGCAAGAGCUGGAAUUUAUCCAGGGACAUAGUGACACAGAAGCAGCAAGGCAGUGCGUGAACCAGUGGCUGAAAAUGCCAGGUAAUGUAUUGGUACUGUUGUUUCACCAUUCAGAGGGAUGCACAGUUCUUCUGGGUGAAUAGUUCUACCUUAGUUACAGUCGAUCGCUUCUCCCUUUCAGACACAUGUAGAGGAGUAAGCAAGGUAUGGGUAGCCUUCACAGGAGAAACAUGGGAGGUGUUUGAGCUUCAUCCUUUUCUUCCAUACAGUGAUUGGGAAGUUUUGGCUCUCCAGCUGUUGCUAGACAGCAGCUCCCAUCACCUCCCUGACCAUUGCCUAUUCUGGCUGGGACUAGCGAAAGUUGUUGCCCAACAACUGGAGGGUUGCAAGUUCCCCAUCACUGCUGUAAGGAGAUGCUGUAGCUUAGUACAUUUGAUAUAUUAAGAAGUAUGUCCUAUCUUUCCUCCUAGAAGAGCCUGGGGCAGCUAAAUGCUUACAUAGCACUUUCUGGAUAUGCAAAGCACUGCAGAUGAGGAGCCCAAGCUCCACUCACUGUGCCUGCAGCUAAAGAAUUGUUAGCAGCAGGGCUGAGGGGUGUGUGUGUGUUUGGCAGGCUUGUUCUUCAGAGCCUCUUUUCCCUGUGUAGUCCUGCCUACCCACCCUAGUCUUUCUUAGCUCUGGUAAGUUUCAUCAUGUGGAACAAGCCAACCUAGGAAUGCAGAAUUACUUCACUUGCUGUGACUGGGCGCUCCAGGAUGUCACCAUGAGGCAUCCAUAGCCACAUCUUACGGGAACCACUCAGCCACUGCUCACCUCAUUCAUCCGUGCCGGCAGAUUCCCUUGGAUUGGGGUGGCAGGCCUCCUGUUAGCCCAGUGUCAGGAAUGGGUGUGUUGCUGUGUUCUUUCCAUUCCUUGAGGUUCACAUAUUCACGAGUCGAGUUUUGUGCUGGAUGAAAAACGAGGGAAAGCUUUAGUGAGGGCAGUAUAGUCAUCAGUCUCAUACGUUUUAAACAAAAGAAGCAGUGUGACGUUGCAGCAGUGUGAUCUGUUUUCUAACCUGUCUUCGAGCAUCAACUACAUGAUAUAUUAAGUAUUUUUGUUUCACGUUGUAGGUCUCAAGCCAGGCACUGUAAACUCUGGAAGGAGAGCAUUACCUCAGAGAUCAGACCAAAUACAAUCUGACAGUAAAUCCAUUGUAUGCCCAAUAAUGCAUUGCUACAGAAAAUUUGACAAUAGGCAUCUUCUCCUGGGCCACCUUCAGAGGUACGAGUUUUUUAGUUUGAUCAGGAAAUAGGUUGUCAGACUGCCUGAACAUGGGACACGGUAUUUUACAGGUAGUCUCAAAUGUGCAGUGCACUGAUAGUUGCUCUGCAGAAAUUUUAUGCCUCUAGAAGCCAGGAAAUGUUCAGUUUUGCAAGUAUAUUCAGACUUCACAUAUGUUUUAGUAAACAGGUUUUUUUCUAAACCUGUUGUUGUUGUUGUAAUGGGCAACCUCUAAAGGUCUUCUUAUUGUUCAUAUGCAUUAUUUAAUCCUGCAAAUUUAUUUCCUUAGGUUUGAUCAUUCUCCAUGCGAUCCAUCAAUUACACUACAUGGAUGUCCAGCUGAUGCAUUUGCCUGCAUAGUCUGCAAUAGAAGAUUCCCCACGUCUCAACUAUAUAAUGAGCACGUUUCUUCUAAGGCAAGAAUUUAAGGAAAUGCAUGUUUUCACAAAAGUAGCAGGAAAAAAAUACCUCCCCUCAGAAGAGUUCCAUUUCAUAAACUCGUACGCAAAUCUUUGCAGGGAUUUUACUGCUCAGGGUUGGCUUUUGAUAAUUUUUCAAAUCCAGAGGGGGAAAAAAUCUGCUGCUUGUAGGUGGUUGUGGCUCAUAAAUGGAGCAGGUAUUAGUUGAUAUAUUUUGAGAUAUGCUUUUAGUAUUAAGAGCAAAUUUCCAUAGCAUCUUAUAGAAAAUGUUCUUCAUAAUGUUGGAAAACAAAUGUUCUCUGUUUGUCUAAAAUUGAGUUAUUGUUUUGUUUCUUCCCACCCCCUCAAGGCAAGUGAAGGUGAUGGCCAUGAAAAGAAAUACCCUCCUCAGCAUAUUCAGUGCUUUGCAUGUCCAUGUUGCUUUCUCCUUUUUAGCAUGAGAGAUGAGUGUCUGCAGCAUAUGUCUGAAAAGAAUCACUUCUCUCAGGCUUUUAAACUCAGUGGUAUGUCUCUUUUGAAAUGUAUAUAUUUUUCCAUCUGAAAUGACUGGAUACUGCAUGAUUUGAGGGGGAAUGUGGUAAAAUACAUUGAAAUUUACAUCACUGAUCAAGAUGAUAAUGUUACUUUAAGGAAGUGUCCUUAGCUCCAUGCCAAGUAUGCUGAAUCUGCUUUCUAGAAUGCCUUCAUUCCCCACUUCCUUGUGCAUUGCCACCAAUGCAAAUUCUUCCCAGACUCUGUAAGCUAAGAUGGGUUUUAUUCUUCCUGAACAUUUCAAGUAAAAAGAUUUGGCAGGUCAGAUAAGACUUUCAAGGUUAUAAACAAUUUCCUGUGUUGCUCAUGCAAGAUAACUAAAAUGUAAAACAUAAUGUGGCUUAUGUUGGACAGAAAAGAACCUGAAGCUACUAUAUAGAACAGCACAAUUUGAUUUAACUACUUUUGCUAGUCAGAUAAAACAAGGACAUAUAUAUAUAUAUAAAACACGUUGCCAGGGAAGGUUUUUUUCCCGGAGCAAUGAUUGUCCUCUAUAGUGUGGCUGAGGUGUAUGGUAUUGUUCCCUCUAGUAUGCAAGGUCCAUAAUAUAUGUAUAUAUUAUAUAUAUAUAUUAUAUAUAUAUAUAUAUAUAUAUAUAUAUAUAUAUAUAUAUAUAUAUAUAUAUGAAUGAUACUGCUUAAAAUUUAGGAUAUUUCUGGGUACAGCCAUAUGAUGGGUGCCUUUCUGUAACUUGGUUUCUCAGAUUAUAUCAAAGUAGAUUAGUUUUGCCCUUCUUCCUGGCAGCUAAUAAAUUUUGAAACGAGUGCAAAGCAACUAAACAGCUUUAAAAAACCCUGUCUCUGCACUCCUGUCCUGACCAGUCUAAACAUAGUAGGACCAAAAAAUCACUCUUGCAACACUUCUGAAAAAUGCUCAGAUUUGAUUGAGUGUGUGACAUUUCUCAGGAACCAAGUGGUGUUUGUUAGCUCGUUCUUAACUGCCUGGUCUUGGUGCAUUGUUGACAUGAUUCUCUUACUUGAAUCAUUUGUAACCUUUGAUUCUUCUCCUUUACCACCUAAUUGUUCCUUGAAGUAAGUUUUGCAUGUUGACUGACUGGAAAUGGACAACAGGUUGCAACAAACACUUAAGUCAAGGGACGGGGAACCUGUGGCCAUCUAGAAUCCAUGUUGUUGGAUGCCCAACUCUGGUCUGCAGAUGGUUAGGAUUGGUGGAGCAUCACUGCUCUAGUGUGAUGUGGCCUAGAUGCCACCAGGACAUGCUUGCUGUGCGCCACCCUUCUCUGGUGCUGCACUCGACUCUACGUUGGAGGAGGGGGACACCAGCAUGUGGGUGACCUUCCUUUUGGGAAGUGAAUAAUGUCUGGUCCUUUCUGACUCAGUGAUACAAAUAACUCUGUGCAUUCCGUUGCAGAUAAAGCAACACAACCACAACCUUUGCCAUUCCCAACUUAUGCAAAGAAUCUUCUGAUCUCCUUGUGCAAAGAAAUCCCGUUCCAAGUGAAGUGCACAUCCUGCCAUCAGGUGUUGCGUUCUCAUGUGGAGCUAACAGCACACUUCAGGUCUGUUGAGAGCCUUCCUGCUUGUAGAAUGGGACUCCUUUCUCUGUUUCUCCUUUAAACAUUUGUUGGGCAACAAGCCUACUUUCAGUUCUGACAUGUAUGCGCUCUUUCUCCAUUCAUGUUAAACAUGGGAACGAAGACUAAAAAAGUGGCCUCAGUGGCCCUGAGUCCUUUCCAUCAACUUUGGCUGAUGGCCCGGCUGGACAGGGACAGCCUAACUACUGUCGCCUGUGCUCUGGUAACUUCCAGGUUAGAUCACUGCAACAUGUCAUAUGUAGGGCUGCCUCUGAAGACGGUUGGGAAACUUCAGCCGGUGCAGAAUUUGGUGGCCAGGUUGCUUACUGGUUUGAGCACAUUACACCAGCCCUGGUCUGACUGCACCGGCUGCCAUUAGUUUCUGGGCCCAAUUCAGAGUGCUGGUUUUAACAUAUAAAACCUUAAACGGCUCAAGACCUCAAGAACCGCCUUUCUCCAUAUGAGCCUACCCAGACCCUGAGGUCAUCAUCUGAGGCCCUUCUUGGUGUGCCUCCUCAGUGAGAGGUCUGGAGAGCAGCAACACAAAAACAGGCCUUUCUGCUGUGGCUUCCCACUUAUGGAAUGCUCUCCCCAGGGAGUGUCGCCUGGCGCCUUCAUUACAUAUCUUUAGGCAUCAGGCAAAAAAUAUUCCUCUUCUCCCAGGCCUUUGGCUGAUUGACAUCUGAUGCCCUUCUGAAUGUGUUGUGGGAGAGGAUGUUAUUGGUUUGCUUUUUGUUUCGUGUGUGUGAGUGUGUAUUUUUAUGUUGUGAACCAUCCCUGACAUCUACAGAUGAUUUAAUAAAUUUAAUAAAUAAGAUAAAUAAUGUUAACUGUAGUGCUGAACUGUCUUCGCUGCUGGGAAAAUAGCAAUGUCCCUAAGUUGUUGUCGGCACAUUCCUGUCCUUAAAGGCCUAGGAAAGAGGUAGGGAAUCUUUCAGCCCAAGAGCAACCUUCCCUUCUCGAGGCAACAUGCCAGUAGCAAGUGGAGCCAGAGGCAAAAGUGGGCAGAGGAAUGGCUAUCAAGCAUUACGCUUCUACAGUGAACUUGUUCCUACCCACGCUCACACAUCCUUCUCUAGCCAGGCAACCAAGAGGCCUGUUCAGUGACACAUUCCAGCGGGGCAAAAACACCCCAGUAGGGUCUGAAGCACUGCUGGCCAGGCAUGUGGCCUGGGGAGAGUCCCAGGGGCCAGAUAGUGAGGCCUGGAGGGCCUAAGAUACCUUCCCCCUGGGCUGAGAAGACAGAAUCCUGUGCUUCUACCAGCUGCCAGCCUUGGCUUUAAAGGGCUUUGUCUGGUAUCUGGGGCAUUGCCACUGCAGAAGAGGCAGAUUUAGGAGACAAUGACUGGCAGUGGCCUAGUGUCAUUCAUCCCCUGUUUGUUUGGAAGGCUGGGUUUUUUUUAGACCAUACUGAUUUUUAUUUUAUUUUUUUGGUAAUGCGCAGCUAAGUAGGUAUUACAAUGUCCUUUCCCAUUUUAGAACUCGUUGUCGUGAUGCUGGCCCAGUGACUCUGUCAAAGAAGCGCAUCUGCCAAGUCGCCGAAGUAUUUAAAGCCAAAGGUUUCUGUCACACCUGUAGCGAGCUGUUUAUCAACGACACCCAUAUCCGUCAGCAUAUUUCCAAAACCCUACACAAGGUUAAAGUUUUCACCACGAUGGAAGAAUCCAUCUUGACAGUAUGCCAUGUCAACGAAAGGAAUAAAAGUGCCUCUCAUCUACAGAAGAAUAGCAGCUUUUUAAAAUCUUCUCCUCUGAAGAGACCUUCGGACUCGAUUGAAUCCGUUGGUGAUGAGAGGAAAACAGUUUCAAAACGAAUAAAGGAUUCGGAAGGCAGAAGCCAAGAGGUUAGCAGUGCUCCAGCCGUCAAAACCUGGGUGUGUCAGUGUGAGCUGGCAUUUCCUUCUGAGGAGCUGGUAGAAAACCACAUUUUUUCCGAGAACAGAAUCUGCCGCAAAUGUGCAGUGUGCGGCAAGCUUGCGGAAAAUGCAAGCGUCAUCCGUUUGCACAUGAGCCGGUUCCAUGGAGGAGCUCACUUGACUAAUUUCGUCUUCUGGUGUCAGGUCUGCAGUGUAGCUCUUCAGAAAGUAGAUGACGUUAAGGCCCAUGUGACAGAAUAUCAUGGUGUGCACAGCUUUUACCGUGAGGAUGCUGCUGCUGCUGAGGAUGCUACAACUGAGGAUGCUACAGCAUCUUCUGGUGCACUGUACGGUAGUUCACUUGAACAGAAAGACCGAACUCCUAGCCCUAUGGAGCAGUCUCCACCUUUGAGCCCCAUGGAUGUGUCAGUGUCUCACCAGUGGCAGUGCUGCAUGUGCGAGGAGCUCUUUGACUCUGAAGACAGCGUGAAGCAGCACUGUGUGUCAUUAGAGAGCCACCACUUCCACAGGUACAGCUGUGACUUGUGCAAAAUGACAUUCCGGAAGAACGAAACUUUCCAUCGACACUGUCAGGAUAAGCAUAACGGUGUCAUAAAGGUCAAAUACUUCUGUGGCUUUUGUGGCGACCUGUUUUUUGAUGCCGAGGAGAAGUUCUUGCUUCACUUCAAGGGCUUCCAUAGCACAGAUUACAUAUGCGUGUCUGAGGAAGCGGGGACAUCGAUCAAGAGUACCGAAAUAGUAGAAGAGAGCAAUCGUCUGAACUGUGGUUGUCGGGAGAAAUACUUUAGCAAAGAGAACAGGAAGGCAGAUUACAAGAGGUGUCAGAAGGCCUUGCUGGAGAAGGGCAACUUGUGGUUCCGUUGCACCUUGUGCUCCUCAACAGCGCAGAGCUUUCCUGACGUGAUGGCUCAUCUCAUGACACACUCGGAGCAAAAACCUGACCAAGAAUUGUACAUUGUGAGGUGUGGAGCAUGCAACAAAAACUUCAACGAUAUUGGAGUUGCCCACCAGCACUUUCACAGCAAGCACUGCUUCCCACAAAAGCCCCAGCUAGCCCCAACUCAAGCAGGAAGUGACGUCUUCCAGAUUUCCUCCGGUGGAUCCUGUGUAGACAAAAAGCCUGAAAACCUAAUGCUUUCGGAAGACAAGACUGCAGCAAGUGCUUCAGAGAAGAGGUGGCCAGGAGAGCUACCCAAGGAGCAAGUUAAGAAGCCACAUUCUGAAGGGUUUGGCGUAGGUAGGUAGAAACCAUGGUAUACUUUGGAUGCCCAAACAAAUAUGGCUGCUCAAACAAAUAUGGCUGCUGAGAGAACCUUGCAGAACAGCUGGGGCUUGUCAACACUUUGCUUGCCCUGUGCCUGGAAAGCACGGGUCCAGGAGGUUUUCCACUUGUCGCUCACAAAACCCGAUUGCUGUUUGGUUUGAUUCAGCAGUAAACCACAGGUUUUUUGGGUGGAGGGAAACGGAAAUGUUGGCGAGCCCUUGGUUAAACUGAACAUGUAGUAUUUCAUAGCCUCGGCAAACUCUGCUUAUAUAAUUGUUUCCAUAGUGGUACACGUAUUUAGUCUUGCACCCAUUCUACGUCAUCAAUGACAAUUUUUCUAGCCAUGUGAAUAAGAAAGGCUUAGGAGAUUUUUGGUAGUUGUUUUUGAAGGAAAAGAAUGCGUUUGUUGAUACCCUAAUUGUGAAAUGGCUACAGGACAGUAAAAUCUCAGGCGCUGUGUGGAAAUUCAUUUUAUUCAGUAGACUUUCAUCAUGGCAUUGUUUUGUAAAUAAUUUCCCCAGCACCUGAGAGCCCUUCUGUAUUUGUCUGUAUUCCUCCUCACUGUUUACAAUUACGUUUGGGCAAGUAAUCAUCUAAAUCCAAAUGCAAGCUGCAUAAAAACAAGCAGAACCUCAUAAUGAAAAAUGUUGAAGUUAGUAUAAAUUUGCUGAAGGCGGUACCCUAUUGAGUAUGUAUGAAUUACUUAAAUUGCAAUGAAUUUUUAAAGAAUUUGAUGUGCUAUGUUUUGAAUUUUUCUGAAGUACAGAUUUCUACAGCUGAGGAAUCCGUAUAAUGUUUGUUAUGCUUCCUUCUUCUUCCCUUCCACCCGACUAUGUAGAUGACAGAGAUCUACCUGAUCUUGAUUACUUGUGUACCAUGACUCAUAUUAUUAUGAUGGAUUUGGAUAACUGGGGAAACCUUUUCCAUCAGUUGCCUGCUACCCUUAACCAAGGAACUUUUAUCUGGGGUUUUCAAGGUAAGGAACUCGUUGGCAGUGCAAACUUUCCCUUGAUGCACACUGUAUAGCACAUGUGAGUCAGGUAAUCUACAAAUGUAGCAGCAUACAUUCACACAAGUUCAUGGCAUAUAGCAUUCCUAAUUCAGGCAAGGUGUGUUAAUACUGGGCUUUUAAGCCCUGAAGGACAUAGUUGACAAGUACUUGAAGUGCUUCCCCCAAAAUCGGUCAAACCCAAGUUCUUGAGAUCUGUGGCGGAGGCCCUGUUUGCUAUAACCCCCCCCAUUGCGUAUGAUUCAAGAGGUCCCUACACACAGCAGGGUCAGCUUAAUAGCAGCACCUUGUCUGUUGAACCACUUCCCAGCACAGAUCCAAUGGUCCCCCACACUGUGUUAAUUUAGGUAUCAGUUUAACACCCACUGGAUGCUGCAUUUGUCUGCAUUUACAGUGGUACCUUGGGAUGCAAACGGAAUCCAUUCCGGAGCCCCAUUCGCAUCCCGAAGCAAACGUAACCUGUGUCUGCGUGUGUGCAGGUCACGUUUUGGCGCUUCUGCGCAUGCACAUGACGUCAUUUUGAUGGUCUGCGUGCGCGGCAAAACCCAGAAGUAACGCGCUCCGUUACUUCUGGGUCACUGCAGAGUGCAACCCGAAAAUGCUUAAACCGAAGCGUAUUCAUCCCAAGGUAUAACUAGUAAAAAUGUUGUAAGUGAUGUCUACCUGAAAACAGUUGAAAUGAGGAUCGACCACCUUUUAUGAUGUUAGGCGUAGCUCAGUCCUUUGCCCAUUACUAUGGGAGCAUGUUUUGCCGCACAAAUUAGCAAAAGUUACAAAGCUGGAGCAUGUAUAGUACAUUGCAUAUAUCAACCAUGUGCAAUUUAGAGUACCCACUUCUCAGAAACAUAAUUAGUAUUUCACAGGGUUUGUGUUACACACACACACACACACAAACACUUUUAAAAAGUAACUGUCUAUUCCCUUGUCUAGUCCCUCGAAUCUCUUAACAGUGGCUGUCUUCUGGUUUACUGCUUAGGUGGGCACAACAACUGGAAGCCACCUGUGAACUGCAAGAUUUUUAACUACCUUAAGAAAAUCGGGUGUUUCUUCCUCCAUCCACACUGUGGUACAAGGAGAGAGGCUGCUGACUUUGCAAUCUGUGUGCAUGUAAGUUUUCACGCACCUGUGCUGUGAUAAGAUGCAAAGGAAAUAUUUUGCGUUAGGGUGUCAGUUGCUGGCAUUCACCGAGAAUCCUAUCACAGUGCAAAUAUAUAAAAAAAUUAUUUCAUAAAACGUAUAUAUCUCUUGAUUGUAAAAAAGCACAUACACAACAAUGUGUUUUACAAUGUUUGGGCUAAAGAAUGUUCAAUCUUGUCUACCUACACAAUCUGAAAUCCUCUCACUAAAGAAAUUGUAUGCCCAUUGUCUCUCUGCCUCGCAUAAUUCAUGUUUUGUUCCAUAGGUGGGCCGCCUGGAUGAGCAUCUACCAAAGCAUAUUCCUUUCACUAUUCUUUCGGGAGACAAAAGCUUUCUAGAGCUUGAGGAUCAGCUUAAGAUGACUCAGCGGACAACUCGGAUUCUAGAUCCUCAUAAGAUUGAUUCCGAUAUGAUGUAUGCCUUAUUGAACAGCAUUUCAGAUACAGCCAAAGGUAUCCUUUCUAAUACGUUUAUAUAUACAGCCUAGGCAUGCAUUGCCUGGUGGAAGCUACUUCCAGGAUUGAGGUGAGGAGAGGCAACCUGUUUACGUACUGUACUGCUUUAGGAAUAAUUCCUCAUCAAUAGAUCACAUAAUUAAAAAUAAUAAAAUAAAAUUUUAUUUAUAUUCCGCCCUCCCCAGCCGAAGCUGGGCUCAGAGCGGCUAACAACAGUAAAAUAAUACAACAUUCUAAAAUCAUUCUAAAGUCCACUUGUAACUUAGUUUAGUUGAACUAGUUUGCAGGGGCUCUACAGUAUGGGCCAGCCACUAGGAAACAAAAAAGUAAUGGAGGCAAAAUAAAGAAUAUAAAGCCCGUUAGUGAGCAAUGUGUUUAUGCUCUGUUUAAGGAACAGCCUAUGACAGGGAUGGGGAAGGCUUUUGGCCCAGGAGGCCAGAUCUUUUAUCUUGCCCUACUAAUAGCGAGCCAGCAUGGACAGGUGUACUGGACCCCUCACCUGUCAGUCAAUCUUGUGACACGAUGACGUCCUGUGAUUGGCACCCAUCACAGUGCAGUGUUUCCCAAAUAUUCAACAAACAUCACGUUGCCAUGUGUGUAGAAGGCACGGCACAAGGGCUUUGAAAGCCCUCUACUUGGCACUUGGAAAGUUCUGAGUACAGGACUUUCAAUGUACUUUGCACAGCGCUUCUGAAGCACCGGGUGGUUGUUGGGCUUUGGGUAUUGCUAUGCAGAGCAAACCACUGCAGAGUUCACAAUUUGCUACAUAACGCAUAAGAAUUUGGCUCAUAUUUUACUCUGAGAAACGUUUCCUGGGGUCGAGGUAAAUUUAGGAGCUAGAGCUAAUCCCAGAGUCCUCUCUCCCACUUUUUCCUACAAUGGCUUAUUGUGCAAAAUAAGUCACGGUUGCCUCAUUUUAGAUUUGAAGCAGUGGCGCACCAACCUCAACAUUGUCUUCGAUGCUCCUUAUUAUUUAAUCACUUGAUCUGAAGCAGUUUUGUUUUGGAAGAUCAGUGGGAAUUCAAGACAGUUGCAUCCCCCUUUUGCAGCAUGGAAGUUGCUGCAGCAUAGCUCAUUCCUAACCUGCAAAGGAAAAGUCUAAAGGUGUGCACUGCAAGAUCUUAUGUUUAGGGAUUUAGUUCUGUUUCACAGAAAGCCAACAGGAGCUUCAUGUAAACCAUUUUUUUGAGUUCAGGUGCAGCACCCUAGAGAUCAAAUUAUGCUAGUCCUGCCUGUAUAAGUGAGUACAGAAUAUCUUGAAUUGAGAUUUUAGAGGGUUCAGGGGUCUCUUUAUGAAAUACCGUAUUUUUUGCACCGUAACACUCACUUUUUUCCUCCUAGAAAGUAAGGGGAAAUGUCUGUGCGUGUUAUGGAGGGAGGCAUGCCUACAGAUUUUCCUCCUCUAAAAACUAUGUGCGUGUUAUGGUCGGGUGCGUGUUAUAGAGCGAAAAAUACGGUACAUUUCUGUUGUUGAUGUACUUUGUAAAAAUGAAUCACUGUUGUUGAAAAGCUUAUAAUUUGAGUCUUCCCUGUUUGCUGUUCUGUGCAAUUGUUAUGGGGGUUAAAGUAUGAAAGCCACAUGCAGGUUUCAUCUAUUUUGUUGCAUGUUCAGUUCUGUAAAGUAAUAUGAACUUGCAGUUGAGUGUUGGCAUGGAUCUCAUGUUCUUUUCCUACAUGGAAAUCAAGUUGAAGGGUGGCUUUUAAAGGACAUUGCACUAAUGGGAACGCAUUCCCAAUUUCUUUGCCAUCCAUUUUGCUAAGCUACCUCGGUGUGGGUGUGAAGAUAAACCUCUGUUUUGGUUAUAUGUUGCACGCUGUUUGAGGGUACUGGGUUUUGAAGUGAGGAAGGAAAAGUUAUGACAGCCAGGUUUUACCAAUCAACAAAACUCUGAAGAGGAAAGCUAGUUGUGAGAGCUAUGGUAUUGCAUAGUUAGUUCUGUGUGUGUCUUUUUACAGAAAAUGAAGUGGUAGAUACUCGAAUGGCAGUGGAGCAGGUUUCAGAAGUAACAAAGGACCAAAACGGUAUGUUAAUUUCGCUACAAGAUGCUUAUUCAAGAGAUGAAGUGGCCGUAGAAAAUUAGAUUUGGCAAUAUUAUCAAACAAGGAAGAGCCUAGAAAGCUUUUCCCCCCAGUAUAUGUGCAAAUUCCUGUACAGGCACCAUGAUAGAGAAAAUUGGCUAUAGCAAGAGAAAGGACUUUCCAUAAAAUGGGCCUUUGCUUACCAUUUGAGACAUGGAUUUAGGCCUAGUUAAUACAGUGCUUGCAUGUUGGCCUUCAGAGGAGUGAGCCGGGUCGUCAUGAUACAACCGAGGAUCUUAUGGAGGCAAUGGUUGUAUGAACUAGCACCUUUGUGUGCGGGGGCAUAUAUGUGGCCCCUGCAAUUGUGUGAGCUGUCUUUCUAGAGCUGUUGCAAUUGUGCACAUUGUGACAGCCUUGUGUAUAGUUCCUAGCUGAGGAGGUUGUAUAAACCAUUUGUGCCUGUUAGCCAUCCCACAUACCCCCAGAGGCUAACAUCUGGUAGCUGCCAGCUAUGUGAACAAACAUUUACAAAAGUUAGAACUUGCUAUAGGAAGGAGCAUAGCUUGGUGGUGUCUGAGAUCUACAUGGCAGCAUACAAAUUUAAUAAAUAAACGAAUAAAAGUGGUAGAGCACUUGGUUUGCGUGCAGAAGUUUCCAGGUUCAGUCGCUGGCUUCUCAACGUAAAUUUGAGACUCCUUUGUGAAGAAGAAGAGUUUGGAUUUGAUAUCCCGCUUUAUCACUACCCGAAGGAGUCUCAAAGUGGCUAACAUUCUCCUUUCCCUUCCUCCCCCACAACAAACACUCUAUGAGGUGAGUGGGGCUGAGAGACUUCAGAGAAGUGUGACUGGCCCAAGGUCACCCAGCAGCUGCAUGUGGAGGAGCGGGGAAGCGAACCUGGUUCCCCAGAUUACGAGUAUACCACUCUUAACCACUACACCACACUGGCUCUCCUCCAGGUGAAACCCUGGAGGAGCUACUGCCAGUCACCAUAGCCACAACUGAGCUAGAUGGACCCAGGGGUCUGACCUUUCUGCAACCACUGAUUAGGAAGCGGUAGCCAUUUCUUGCUUGAGUCAGUAUUUCAGCUAUGCAUUUGUUUUGCAAUUUUAAGUCCUGCUUCUUUAAUGCAGAUGCAGAGGAAGAUGCAGCUUUUCAAGAGGCCAUCAAGCGAAGCAUGGAAGAGAUGUGA
Podarcis lilfordi (Lilford's wall lizard) is the source of this 26763-nucleotide messenger RNA. The record is from the annotation of a GenBank genome assembly. Lineage: Eukaryota; Metazoa; Chordata; Lepidosauria; Squamata; Lacertidae.